This is a messenger RNA of Amphibalanus amphitrite, 4279 nucleotides long. RefSeq names its product diuretic hormone receptor-like. The transcript is spliced from 11 exons. Gene Ontology annotation, cellular component: plasma membrane. Gene Ontology annotation, molecular function: G protein-coupled peptide receptor activity; peptide hormone binding. Gene Ontology annotation, biological process: cell surface receptor signaling pathway; adenylate cyclase-modulating G protein-coupled receptor signaling pathway. The record is from RefSeq and is a predicted model, not a curated record. The coding region runs from base 168 to 1799 and encodes 543 amino acids. Lineage: Eukaryota; Metazoa; Arthropoda; Thecostraca; Balanomorpha; Balanidae.
UACCGAGUGUCGGCGUCGGCGGCAGCGGCCCUCCCGAGCUCCUCAGUCGGCUUCCGAGCGUGCUGAUCGACGGAGGCGAGACGGGAGGACCGACGGACCGCGCAGGGAUACCGGAGCAGCAGGAUCGUGUCACGCUCGCUGACUCUCCAGGACGGAUCACCUACAGCAUGCUGCCGCCGCCGCCGCUGCUGUUACUGCUGGCUCUGUUUGGGCCUCCUACCGCCGCCUUCACCACCCCGCCUCCGUCGGACGGCGGGCAGCUCACUGACGAGCUGCAGCUGCCCGACGAGCUGCAGCUGUCCGAGGAGGACCUGCAGCUGCUGCAGCUGCCCGACCACCAGCUGGACGUGCUGCUGCAGCAGCUGCAGGCGGCCGAGCCGGCGAACGGCUCGCGCUGGUCGGCGGCGGCCACCACCAGUGAGCGGCGCCGCCAGUGUGACGAGCAGGGCGCCGGGCCGCCGCCACCCAACCACUGCCGGCUCACCUGGGACGAGGCGCUCUGCUGGCCAGAGUCGCCGCCCGGCACGCUGGUGCUGCUGCCCUGCUUCAAAGAGUUCAGAGGCAUCAUCUACCCCAAGGGAGGCAACAACACGGCCAGUCGCUACUGUCACGUGAACGGCACGUGGGACGCCACGGCUAACUACUCGGACUGCAUCCCGCUGUUCAGCGAGGUGCUGCCGCCGCCGGACGAGUUUCGACGCUCCGAGUACACGUCGAUCAUCUACCUGAUCGGCUACAGCCUCAGCCUGGCCUCACUGACUGUGGCCACCGCCAUAUUCGCCUACUGCAGGGACCUUCGCUGCCUACGAAACACCAUCCACGCUAAUUUAUUCAUCACCUAUAUUCUGACCGACUCGCUGUGGAUUAUUACCUUGUCAAUGGAGCUGGGCGUGGGCCACCCCACCUUCACCUGUGUGAUCGCCGUGCUGCUCCAUUACUGCCUGGUGGCCACCUUCUUCUGGAUGUUUGUCGAAGGCCACUACCUCUAUAUGCUGGUCGUCCAAACAUUCUCAGCUGAUAAAAUUCGCACUCGUCUCUACCUAUUGGUUGGAUGGGGCGUGCCGCUGCUGGUGAUGAUCACGUGGGCGCUGGUGAAGGUGCGGACCAGCGAGCCGGCCGGCCGGCUGGCGGCGGGCGGCUCGCCACAGCUGGAGUCGCUCAUCAGCGACACGGGCGCGGCGAACACCAUGGCCGACGGCUGGUCAGUCGCGCCGGUGCUAGACGAACAGGGUGGCUACUCGACCCAGUGUCGGUGGCUCUCCUCCAGCCACUGGGACUGGAUCUACCUGGCGCCCGCCCUGCUGGUGCUCAGCUUCAACAUCAUCUUCCUCAUGCGCAUCAUGUGGGUGCUGAUCACCAAGUUACGCUCGACCAACUCUGCCGAGACGCAGCAGUACAAGAAGGCGACGAAGGCUCUGCUGGUGCUGCUGCCGCUGCUUGGCGUCACCUACAUCCUGGUGCUGGCGCCGCCCACCGACUACGGCAUGCUGGAGACGGUGUUUGCCUACCUGCAGGCCGUCCUCAUCAGCACACAGGGCCUGGCUGUGGCGCUGAUCUACUGUUUCUUCAACUCGGAGGUGCGCGCCUCGCUCCGCACCCACUACCGUCGCUGGAACAUGGAGCGCUCGAUGGCAGAGUUCUCCGGGAUCAGCCACAGGGGGUUUCCGUCCAGCCGGCGCCGCAGCUCGGCGACAGAGAUGACGUAUACGGUGACGGAGGCGGGGGCACAGGGCUGCGGCCGACUGCGCCGGGCCAGCGGCAACAGCCAGGCCGGCCGCGAGCAGCUGGCCACCGUCUGAGCUGGCGGCGGAGGUGGCGGCAGAGACACCGGCGGAACUGCCGGUUUGACACUGUCCAAACGAUCAGCUGGUCACUUUACAAACCAACAACUGUUCAUACACUGAGCGACCAGUAAACUACUCUCUGAAUGUCUGUCUACCGACUGAGGGACCAGCUGAUCAUCGUCCCCAGAACCAGCAGGCCACUCGUCAUUCAGUCAAGCCUGCCUCAAGCCAUGGCUAGUGGUGUGAGGAUAUUUCGGGUCUUCGCUGCUGCCGUUGACACGGGAAAUACCCAAAGUCACAGCGGUAUUGGCGACUGCCAGCGAAUAGUUGACCGUUGCUGGGACUGCGCCUCCUGAAUGCUGACGAACAAACUCAUACAAAAUGAGGGCAUGACAUUUUGCCUGAUGACACCGCUGAUACGUAUGUAUGAGAUUGAGCUGACUCGUAAAUGUCAGCAAUGGAUCGAAUUUUUAAUUACGAGGACCUUUGACGAGGGCAAUGUCAAAUACCAAGGCGCUAGUCAUUUUUAGUCAUCUCUGUAUAGGUGUGUGCGUACGUGCACGUAUGUCUUGCUUAUAUAUUUUUUAUAUUGUUCGCCGAUCUCCGCCCUUUUCUGGUGACUUCACAGUUUAAGACUGAGUUGUAAUGUGUAUGUGCUGUGGGCUGGCAGAUUGCGUUAUAGAUCGUAAUACUGUGAAGUUUCAUGUAUUCUGCGUUAGGUCCGGGGAUCCAUCUCUACUGGAUCCACUCGCACUUUCAUGUCAUCAGUGGACCCACUAGGCGACACCAGCAGUUUCUCAGUGUGACAGACUCAUUGGGCCGGUCCCGGGGCCGGCUGCUGGUCAAACCGUCCUCUCUAAUCUCUCCUCCCCGUACCUCUACCCAUCGGGGCAACUGCCCCGUGGCAGUGUGACGCCCCUGGCAAUUACAGGGCGAUUUCCCUCCUACUCUACACAGAAGUGUGCUUUUUUGCCGCUCCGUCUCGCCCUGCCUGUGCCAGUUGGAUCGUUGUAGCCGCUUUCAUCGUAAGUCGAUUCAUUUAUCGGUGUCGUUUUAUGACAGCUAUGCUUAUUACUGUGGUGUGAUGUGUUGUGCUGAACCGUCCAGUCCUAGUCAUCAGUUUCACAGAAGAUUAACGUCAUCAUGCAUCUUGCAUAAACGACUGUGAACCAUAAACUUUGGAUGGUCUUAGGGCUAAUCCGUCUUGGCUAGACUCUUUUUGCCUCUAGCGUAUGGUAAAUGUCAUGUACUACCCUUCGUGGUGAUAAAUUGCUUGAAACUAAACGGUCCUAGGUCAUAAGUCGAGUUAGAACAGCAGUGUACAUCGACAGUACGUAAAAGCUAGCAUUUAUUUAUCCUACGUUGAUUUUGAUUUCCUGCGGUGUUACGGACCAAACCUCUAGUGAUGACAGGUGUUUUAGGGUGUUUUGUCAAACAGUGCGUGAGUGUGAUUGAUGUUUCCCGUCGCACCUGUGGGCACGUGAGACGCUUUUAAUUGGAGUUGUAGCGGUGCACUAUUGGCUUACCGUGGCGUGGCCCAGCUGUUUAAUGUGAUACGUUCAGUUUCUGCCGUCCGUCAGACGGCUCCUGGGAAGACUUCGAUGAGGGUUCAAUGUUUAAAUGUGCGGAGACUUGUUGCGAUACGCUUGAGAAUGUAACUAUAUUUGCCUGUUAAUAUUGGCGGGUGUGUGUGCGGGUAUGCCGUAGCAGCUUUAGAGCAAUGCCCGGCGGUCUAACGGUUCCAUGCUGUGCCGUACGAAGAAGGAGGAGCUGCUGGGUAAUUUUGAGGUAUGUAGGACCCUCUACCGUGACUGCUAUAUCUGACCUGAAGAGUGUGUCACUAUGUGCUGAUGGCUGCUUACGAGUUAUGUUCGUGAUCGCUGUUCUUGGGUGACUGACGCUGUGUUAUGUGCUGGCUUUACACGAUGUCACUGCUGUAGAUUAGCCGGACGAGCUAUAUGCUGCGCUGUGGAAAAGUUUCAGUCGUGCGAGUAACAAACGCGCUGCGAAUUAGAUCGGUGUGCCGUUAGGUGCCGGGCUUGGAAGAAGCAACAACCCCGGACAGCUAGCGGUACACCUUGGGGAACGCUCCGGUCGCUACAUUGUCAAAAACCUUAACAUCAGUAGAAUAUUGAGUGCAGAAAUGGUGAACAUUUGGAGCACCGAUUGAGGAAUAGGCAUUUCCCUUGUCAAACUUCAUGUUUGUUCAUUCAUGUUUCUCCGAAACACCGGGAAAAGCCAGCAUAAGGUGAAGCUCUUAAUAAGUAUCAGGCUAUUUCAAUGUUCCCUCUUAACGCGUUGUUGUGGAGUAGGAAAACUUGCACUGACAUUGGCUUAGAGUUUUUUUUCUUAGACAGGAGCGUUCCCUCUAAUUCGAGUCGUUUGAAGAAAAUCGUUGAUGUCUCGGCGUUGCCCGAUUCCCGUGAAUAUACUAUUUUAGUUGGAACUGACUUUCUAUGAAUUAUGUCAGAAGCAGUAUCGCACGUCGAUGUCCG